This is a messenger RNA of Monascus purpureus, 1344 nucleotides long. NCBI's taxonomy places the organism in Eukaryota, Fungi, Ascomycota, Eurotiomycetes, Eurotiales, Aspergillaceae. The record is from the annotation of a GenBank genome assembly.
CGCGGGCGUCUGAUGAGUUCUAUAAAUCAAAGAGAUCGCGGAGAAUCUCCUUUUCCAUUCCUGACGUCAAGCCGGGAACCACUCCAAGAUAUCCUAUCCAUCACUUGUCCUCAGUCCUGACGGUUAAUUGCUUGCAGUUGAUUGCCGGAACGAAUGGCGGCCAUUGAACUCUUCAAAUACCCCAUCUCCUCUCCAGCCGAUACGUCGCCACUGCAAUGCCUCGAGGACGAGGGUUACAGUGCUUCCGAUAUCAUUGCAGUGAUCGGAAAGACCGAAGGGAAUGGUUGCGUCAAUGACUUCUCACGAACGUUAAGUGCACAUGUCUGGGAAUCGAAAAUCCCUUCAUCCGCUGUGACCGUGUUCUCAGGGGGAACGGAAGGAGUCCUCUGUCCCCAUGUUACAUUUCUAGUUCGAGCAAGACAACAGACUGGUCUGCUUGCCUGCUCAGGGCAAACACGAGAAUUCCGACCUCAUGAAGUUGGUACAAACGUCCAGAGCCGGGAGGUUGCUCGCACGAUCUCCGAGAUGAUCGAUAAAGCUGGGAUCACGAAAGAGUCUGUGCAUCUGGUCCUCAUUAAAUGCCCUCUUCUCACGUCCACGGCUAUCGACUCAAUCCGGAAAGCUGGACAGAGUCCUGUUACUACAGACACCUACGAGUCAAUGGCAUUUUCUCGGUAUGCUAGUGCGGUGGGGAUCGCGCUGGCUUUGGAUGAAAUUCAACCAGACAUGGUAUCGGCGGCGCUACAGUCUCCGGAAGAAGGAGCAGUGUGGAGCUCUCGAGCCAGUUGUAGCUCCGGCGCAGAGCUCAACAACUGUCAUAUUAUGCUUCUAGCUUCUGAUCCCCGGGAAACAAAAGGUCGACUGCGAGCUACGUCAGGAUACAUGAAGGAUGCAAUGGACGCCGGUACUUUGCUGGGCAUACUGAACAAGAUCCGCCAGGAAAAGGGGGAAGUAGUCCAAGUAUUCGCUAAAGCGGAGGCUGACCCUUCAGGGUCUAUCAGAGGACUUCGACAUACUAUGAACACCGACAGCGACAUUCACAGCACGCGGCAUGCGCGCGCGGCAGUUGGGGGAUUGGUAGCAGGACUGGUGGGAGAUUCGGCAGUGUACAUAAGCGGAGGUGGAGAAGGACAAGGUCCCCCGGGAGGAGGAAGUCUCUGUGUCAUUUAUUCAUGCCCGUAGCUGGGAAUGUCCCCGUAGUGAAUUGGAGAACUUGGAAGAGACUUGGUGAAUUGCCGACCGUUGCAGCGUAUUCGCGUGGCUCGCCGACAACGCGCAUCGUCGCGUCCAACCCGUAAACAGAAACCAUUCGCCAGUUCCUCCACGUUUCAGCUGCGAUACUCC